Messenger RNA from Dendroctonus ponderosae (mountain pine beetle), 3829 nucleotides. RefSeq names its product glutamate receptor ionotropic, NMDA 2B (gene Nmdar2). Lineage: Eukaryota; Metazoa; Arthropoda; Insecta; Coleoptera; Curculionidae. Gene Ontology annotation, cellular component: postsynaptic membrane; plasma membrane. Gene Ontology annotation, biological process: modulation of chemical synaptic transmission; synaptic transmission, glutamatergic; monoatomic ion transport. The record is from RefSeq and is a predicted model, not a curated record. Gene Ontology annotation, molecular function: transmitter-gated monoatomic ion channel activity involved in regulation of postsynaptic membrane potential; NMDA glutamate receptor activity.
UUGCCGACACUCCCACUUUGCGUCUUUGUGAGUCUGUUAGAUAAGAUAAUCGCGCGUUCUGAAGGUUACCUCCAGUUUCCAGAGGGAUUUUCCUCCAUCUACUGACUGGUGGUGUGAUGGCUCAGUGACUUGGGUGUUACGUAACUUGCACUACUGACAAUGUAAAUGGCCCUUUGUUUGUUUGCGGGAGAGUUUUUUCUGGAAUCAUUAUCGGGAGGUCCUCCAGAGGCGUCAGCUCGUCAAAUUUUAGCCACAAUGCACGCUUUUCAAACCUAAAUUCUGGCAUCCGCAGCUUUUUUGAGCUUGACUUUGAGUUUUUCAGGCCUUAUUGCGCCACUCUGUAAACAGCGGUGUCCAAAACUCACUAGUUCCACACAUUCACAAUCAUUGAACGUUUUCAUUUACCCUGGUAAACCGCAGAGAGCGACAAGGACUUGUGAGUUUCCAUGGAAACCGCUAGGUUCUUCUCGGUCUGGACCGCAUAAAUGCCCCGCUUGUACUAAGCCAGGCGUUUACGAGGGUCAAUCGUUGAAAAUCUACUCAAUUCUAGAAUGAACUGGAGGCGGUGAAGUGAAGACAAUUCGCGAUGAAGUUGACAAUGUUUGCGCUCAACCUUUUGGUGGUUUCGGUGGUGAGUGGUGGGCCUGCUUGGAAGGAGGUGCAACGGGGCGGCGGGCUGAAAAUCGGCGAAAAAGGAGGUCGCAACGCGUCCUCCUUGCGAGGCAACGGCAUUAAAAUAGGGAGCGGGGGCCGCGGAUUGAGGUCCACGACCACCACAACCACCAGUGUUCCGGAGGAGGAGUUCAUCCAUCCCCCAACUUCUCCAUCGGACCGCAAUGGCGGCAUCAAACACUUGAAUAUCGGGAUAGUGUUGCCGUACAAGUCGUUCGGGGUGCGCGACUACACUAAAGCGAUCACCACCACCAAGAGUCUGAUUGCUCGCAAGCUGAAACUAUUCAAAUCGCAUGAUAUUCAAGUGCACAUUGUGAUGAAGGCUCUCACUCCCAGUCCAACCGCCAUUCUGAAAGCUCUGUGCAAGGAGUUUCUGAACUUCAACGUUUCGGCGAUUCUGUACCUGAUGAACUACGAGCAGUACGGCCCGAGCACUGCAUCGGCCCAGUACUUCCUGCAGUUGGCCGGAUAUUUGGGCAUUCCGGUGAUCGCCUGGAAUGCCGAUAACUCCGGCCUGGAGCGUCGCGCCUCGCAGUCGUCGCUCCAGCUUCAGCUGGCUCCAUCUCUGGAACAUCAGACGGCCGCCAUGCUCAGCAUUCUGGAACGAUACAAAUGGCAUCAGUUUUCGGUGGUGACCAGCUUGAUAGCAGGUCACGACGACUUCAUCCAGGCGGUCAGGGAGCGGGUGUCUGCUAUGCAGGAUCGCUUCAAGUUUACCAUCCUCAAUGCCGUGCUGGUGGCGCAUCGAGGCGAUUUGGCCGCCUUGGUGGACUCCGAGGCCCGCGUGAUGCUUCUCUACUGCACCAAACAGGAGGCUGUGGACAUCUUGACGGCCGCCAGUGACCUGCACUUAACCGGGGAAAACUACGUGUGGGUGGUCACCCAAAGUGUGAUCGAGACGGCCGAUCAAGCCCCCAAUCAGUUCCCGGUCGGCAUGCUUGGUGUUCACUUUGACACGUCCAGUCAGAGCCUGGUCAAUGAGAUAACGGCCGCCAUUAAGGUAUACGCUUAUGGGGUGGAGGAUUUUCUGGGCGAUCCAGCCAAUUGGAACCGUUCGCUCACCACUCACUUGUCGUGUGAUGGUGAGGGAGUGGUGCGCUGGGACACCGGCGACAGAUUCUUCACGUAUUUGCGCAACGUGAGCGUGGAGGCAGAACAGGGGCGGCCCAACCUGGAAUUCACCCCCGACGGUUUGCUGAAGGCGGCCGAACUGAAGAUUAUGAACCUGAGGCCGGGCGUCAGCAAGCAACUGGUAUGGGAAGAGAUUGGCGUGUGGAAGUCGUGGCAAAACGAGGGCCUCGACAUCAAAGACAUCGUGUGGCCAGGAAACAGUCACACGCCGCCUCAAGGCGUACCGGAGAAGUUCCAUUUGAAGAUCACUUUUUUGGAGGAACCGCCCUACAUCAAGCUGGCUCCGCCUGAUCCAGUGAUCGGCAAGUGUUCAAUGGACAGGGGCGUACUUUGCCGAGUGGCCAGCGACGAAGCCAUCACUGAAGUGGAUAUGGCGCAAGCGCACCGCAACGGCAGCUACUACCAAUGCUGUUCCGGUUUCUGUGUGGAUUUGCUUCAGAAGUUCUCCGAAGAGUUGGGCUUCACCUACGAACUGGUGCGAGUGGAGGAUGGCAAGUGGGGCACCAAUCAGAACGGGAGAUGGAACGGGCUGAUUGCGGACCUGGUGAACCGCAAGACCGACAUGGUGUUGACGUCGCUUACCAUCAACGCGGAACGGGAAGCAGUGGUCGAUUUCAGUGUGCCAUUUAUGGAGACCGGAAUAGCCAUUGUGGUGGCGAAACGCACCGGAAUCAUAUCGCCUACCGCUUUUCUGGAACCGUUCGAUGCCGCCUCCUGGAUGCUGGUGGGUUUGGUGGCGAUCCAUGCGGCCACUUUCACCAUCUUCCUCUUCGAGUGGUUGUCGCCCAGCGGCUUCAACAUGAAGCUGGCCUUUAACAAUGCAUCGAUGAUAUUAGGUUAUCGCGUCCCUACUCGCAUAAGCCUUCAAUCAAGUUUGGCACGAUUCCAUUCUCGCAUACCGACUCGACUUUGGCCAAAUACUUCAAAGAUAUGCACGCUUAUAUGAAACAGUUCAACAAGACAACCGUGUUGAAUGGCGUGGCCACUAUCCUGUCGGGCGAAAUGGACGCCUUUAUCUACGAUGGCACCGUUUUGGAGUAUCUCACAUCGCAAGACGAAGAUUGCCGCUUAUUGACGGUGGGUUCCUGGCACGCCAUGACUGGAUACGGCUUGGCCUUUCCCCGCAACUCCAAAUACCUGAAGAUGUUCAAUAAGCGGCUGUUGGAUUUUCGGGAAAACGGCGACCUGGAGCGCUUGCGCCGCUACUGGAUGACCGGAGUGUGUAAACCUGGAAAGCAGGAGCAUAAAAGUUCCGAUCCACUGGCUCUGGAACAGUUCUUAUCCGCGUUCCUGCUGCUGAUGUCGGGCAUUUUAUUGGCCGCCCUUCUUCUGCUGUUGGAGCACUUGUACUUCAAGUAUAUCCGGAAGCAUUUGGCGAAAACGGACCGCGGCGGAUGCUGCGCGUUGAUCAGCCUCUCGAUGGGCAAAAGUUUGACCUUUAGAGGGGCAGUGUUUGAAGCGCAAGAUAUCCUGCGGAAUCAUCGAUGUCGCGAUCCGAUUUGCGACACGCAUUUGUGGAAGGUGAAGCGCGAGCUCGAUGUGGCGCAGCUGCGGAUCAAGCAGCUGGAAAAGGAAAUGGAAGUGCAUGGCAUCAAGCCGCCGCCCCGCAAACGGCGUCGUCGUAACGCCAGUUGCAUCACGUCCUGUCUCAGUUCGUCCAAGUCACCAGAUAUUGUUGUGUCCGGGGAGCAGGCCAAGGCCCGAAUGCGCAGCCUGGAGCCUGCAGAUAGUGGAAGUUGUUCCGACAUCAACGGCCCAUCACCAACCGAAAUCGCCGAAAUGGAAACAGUGCUGUGAUGUCCGCCCGAAUGCGAAGAAAUGGAGGAAAUUAUCUAUAUUUUGAACACCAAGGAACAGUUUCAGAAUUUAAACACCAAAUACUUAACCAUUUAGUUUAAGGGGUUUGCAAUCUGGGGCUAAGGCUUUGGGCGCAUUUUGGCAAGAGCCUCGGAUUGGCGGACCCCCAUACGAGCGUCGUACAAUUCAGAUGAUUAUUACGCAUCCUUUGAUUGCUCAAGGGUUAAGG